AUGCUGAAGAACCUUUCAAUUCUGUCACUUCGAUACAAUAGGAUAUCGUCAUUCCAAUCAUCUGACAUUGCCAUCAUAAAUCAGUUAAAGAACGUAAAAAUAUUUAUCGAAGGAAAUCCAAUUAGCUGCGCAUGCUCAGAAUUAUCCUCCAUGAAGUGGAUGAAGAAUAACCAAUUGACCAUCAAAGAUCUGAAAAGUACUAAAUGCAUUGAAAACAAUCAAGAUUUGGCAAACUGUUUGCAUGAUGUUGCAUUCCGAAAACUUGAACUCAACUGCCAAACCAAAGAAUGGCUGAUUUAUACAUCUUUUGUUCUUUUUGUCCUCAUGGUGAUAUUGAUUUCAGCGGGAGCAGUAAAAAGAUAUCGUGUUCACGUAGAUUACAUCAUCUUAAAAUUGCGUAACAGAUGGAAAGGUGUCAUGAGAAAUAGGACUAAUACUGUUUAUGAGUUCGAUGUGUUCUUGUCGCAUUCUGAACACGACUAUGAAUGGGUGACUGAUAUCUUGUACGAGGAAUUAACGAGACAAGGAAUCCGUGUAAGUUUACCAGAGAAAGAUUUUCUUCCCGGUCUUUCUAAAGCAAAAGAAAUGCUCAGGUGCAUUGACAGCAGUCGAAAGGUAAUGUUUGUUAUCACAGAGAAAUUCUUGGAGAGUGGAUGGGAGUCUUACGCUGUUCAAAUGACAGUUACGCAUGCUUUUCAUAACCACAAAGAACAAUCUAUUGUCGUGUUAAUGAAAGAUGACAUUUCUCCUGCGAAAAUGCCAAAAGAUUUAAGGUACAUUUGGUGGUGUAUAGAAGUAAUAAAAAUGUCUGAUUUUGACAGCAAUCCGAACUGUUCCAUUUGGGAUCAUAUUUCUUCUCAUUUACGUCCAAACUUGUCUUGUUAA
Saccostrea cuccullata (small rock oyster) is the source of this 885-nucleotide messenger RNA. RefSeq names its product toll-like receptor 6. Gene Ontology annotation, molecular function: transmembrane signaling receptor activity. The record is from RefSeq and is a predicted model, not a curated record. Gene Ontology annotation, cellular component: plasma membrane. Bases 1 to 885 code for a protein of 294 amino acids. The transcript has a single exon. Lineage: Eukaryota; Metazoa; Mollusca; Bivalvia; Ostreida; Ostreidae. Gene Ontology annotation, biological process: immune response; toll-like receptor signaling pathway; inflammatory response.